This is a messenger RNA of Electrophorus electricus (electric eel), 2417 nucleotides long. It is a transcript of the gene uri1, whose product is annotated as URI1 prefoldin like chaperone. Gene Ontology annotation, molecular function: phosphatase inhibitor activity; chromatin binding; transcription corepressor activity. Gene Ontology annotation, biological process: negative regulation of phosphatase activity; negative regulation of transcription by RNA polymerase II. NCBI's taxonomy places the organism in Eukaryota, Metazoa, Chordata, Actinopteri, Gymnotiformes, Gymnotidae. The record is from RefSeq and is a predicted model, not a curated record.
GACGCUGUUGUUGUUGGAGGAACAUGGCGACAACGCAUCUUCGUCGCUGGAGGUUUGAGAGGAAAUAAGUAGUGGGCGUUUUGGAAGAGAUCGACGUUAUAGGAUGCGAGAGUGAAAUGGUCUUCAUCUGCACUUGGAUCACUACCGCGUUAUUGAUGACUGACAGGCGGGCGGUCCGCUGGAGUGUGUUUACUGGCAUUCAUAAACAUUUCUAUAGGACUUCAAAACCUUGAGAGAUCUGGGAGCGCGCUGGAUAUAACACACAUGGCUGAAAGAGUGAAGACGAGCGGCGUGGAGAGAUUAACAGAAGAAAACAGGAAGGUUAUGAAAGACUGCAAUGAUCAGCUCAUGCAUUGGAAAAAAGUGGAGAAAGACUACGAAAGUCUCCAAGAACGUCUUAUCACGUUGCCUGAUAAGUUGUCCUACGAUGUGAUGGUGCCAUUUGGCCCGUUAGCCUUCUCUCCGGGGAAGCUGGUUCACACCAAUGAGGUCAUGGUGCUCCUCGGGGAUAACUGGUUUGCCAAGUGUUCAGCGAAGCAGGCUGAGGCACUGGUAGCUCACAGACAAAAACUUGUAAAGAAGAAACUUGAUGAUCUGCACAAAGUAAUGAAGAGCUUUAGGGACAAAGCUGAAUUCACAGCAGAUCUAGAAAAAAUCACGGACACUGCGGGAGACUUUGUUGACAUUAGAGAGGUUUUGAGCAAAGAUGAAGAGGUCACUAAAGGUAAGCCACGCGUGGCCCACAAGCCGAACUCCAAGCCGAAGGAGGAGUACGUGUUGCAGCUGAAGGAGGAGCAGUGGGAGGGUGAGGGUGGAGCCAGCCAAGGAGGAGUCCUGUCUGAGACGGAGCUCUGGGCACGACUGGAUGAGCUGGAGCGUUUGGAGGAGGAGCAGGAUGAGCGAGACCGAUUGGACAGCACAGACACCAAUGGAGAGGACACCACGUCCUCUUCAUCAGAGGAAGAGAAGGAGACUGAGACGGGGUCAGCAGUCGAGGUCAACGGGCACAGGCAGUGUGAGGACAUGUCUCCAGCCUCCUAUGCAGGCCGCGUCAACGGCGUGACCGGGCUGGCACUCGACGGGCAGGACAAAGAUGAGGAAUAUGAAGAUGAAGAAGAAUUCAGCAGCCUGCCAACGAUCUACUUUAGUCACACCACGGAGCCAAAAAAAGUGCGAAUCAAUACGGGAAAAAACACGACUCUGAAGUUCAGUGAGAGGAAGGAACAGAAAGACGCCAAGCGGAAGAAGAAAAGUGUCAAAUGUAAUGGCCACACCCUCCACGAGCAUCACAAGAUCACGACCCCAGCCGACAUCUACAGGGUGUUUGUGGACGUGGUGAACGGUGAACCCGUCCCGAGGAAGUCCAUUCUGAAGUCCCGCAGCCGUGAGAACAGCGUGUGCAGCGACACCAGCGAGAGCAGCACGGCGGACUUCGAGGAAAGACGCGCCCUGUACGGCCACGAGGAGGGAGCACACAGCGCCGCCAGCAACGGCGUUACGGAGGAUGGCAGGCAUGCUGCCAUCAGCUUGUACCCCAACGGACGCGUCGAGGCUUUUUCUGGGACGGUGGUGGAGAAAGAUCCGCUUCCCGUCUUAAUCCCUCACCUGACCAUCACCCCCCCAGCCCUACCCACAAUCCCUGAAAGAAAACAGGAAGAGGUCGGGUCAGAGACACCCCAGGAAGUUCCCAAGCGGGUGUCAAAGUUCAAAGCUGCCCGUUUGCAACAGAAGUGAGACACCCUCCAGGAGGGUUGAAGCUUGUUUGUUUUUGUUUUGUUUUUUUACUCCUUUUGUAUGACUGGAACUCUUUUAGGCUGGAUGUUUGUUGUUGGCACCUGUCCUCCCCACAGCCCGUGUUCGUCCACUCUGCUGUCUUCAGCCAGUCCAUCACUACUGCAUGUGCUCAGUGUGCUAUGAAGCCCCAUAACAUGCACUUUCUUCUGCCUGCUAAGAGUCACGAGGGUGGGAGUUCGUGGGCUGCAUAACUCUGUUUGGCGUCUGUCCUACACUAGACUGACGGGGCACACUUAGCGAGGAUCCACACCCCCAGAUGUCUGCCUUUCACAUACAUUUUGUCUUUGGCUUCUCUGUGUUCCUCUAGACUGUAUUCAUUCGAUCAAAGUAAACAACAAACUGAGUUUAGACACAUCAUGCUUUCAUGAAAGGUCCAUUAUCUUAGAGAAUCACUAGGACAGCGUUAAAGACUCGUGCAUCUCUGAGCUGUUUGUUUAUUUUCAGCCUUUUAAGAAGUGCCCUCACUGCAGCGGUGUUGGCUCGUCGUCCUUUCUAGACUGUAUUUAGCUGUAAUCCCUGAAUGUUUUGCUAUGUUUCCAGUUUUUUAAUGUAGAGGUUUUUUUUGUGAUUGCCUACAUGUUAACUGGAAGAAAAAUAAAGUUUGCCUAUAUAGUUUCUCUGAA